This is a messenger RNA of Diorhabda sublineata, 564 nucleotides long. RefSeq lists its product as uncharacterized. Lineage: Eukaryota; Metazoa; Arthropoda; Insecta; Coleoptera; Chrysomelidae. The record is from RefSeq and is a predicted model, not a curated record. The coding region runs from base 56 to 355 and encodes 99 amino acids. The transcript has 2 exons.
UUCUAUACAGAAAACUGGUGAUAACAAAAAGCAUGCAACUAAUAAUAUACCAUGUAUGUUCAAAUUUACUCCUUCCCCCGAUUGUUCCGGUGCAUGGUGCAUUGAAAUUAAACCUCGUCCUGAUAAUACCGGCGAAAAAAUCAAGAAAACUCCUAAACGAAAUGAAAUGAAACCAUGUACCAGACCGUGUUGUAAACAUUGGAAAUUAAAAGAGGGAGACUGCCAAUACGACUUACCUUGUAAGGCUGCUUGUUUUAACCAUCCACCUGGAAUGAAACCCAAAUAUCACGUACCCGAAAUUGACUACGAACUUCUAAAGGUUUUGGGAGAACGCUACAAUAAUCCAACAAAUUAAUACAAAAGUAAACAUCUAAUUAAUAAUAACAGGCCAACUAUAACACCUUUUUAUUGUAACUGAAGGAAUUAAAAUAUCACAACUAAUUGAAUUUGUUUGCAUUAUGUAUAAAGUGAACUUUCUCCAUGUGGUUGAUCUUGUAUUCUUCUUAUCAUUAAGUUAGGAAUUGAUUUAUCACUUUUCGUCUUCUCUCAUAUCAAUUAGUCUCG